UUGGUUGUGGGCGGUUGGGCUGGGACGAGGUUUAAGAGCGCGAGAACGUAGGGAGCGUGAGCUGCAACUGCCGCCAGUGCGUGGCUAUGGAGAGCACCGGCGGCAACUGGCUUUACCCCACCGCACUGCUCUGUAUCUGUGGCUUUUUCUCCAAUGUACGGCCGUCUGAACCUUUCCUCACUCCUUACCUAAUGGGACCUGACAAAAACCUGACCGAGCAGCAGGUGAAUGAGAUUUUUCCAGUGUGGACUUACUCCUACCUAUUGCUUUUGUUUCCCAUCUUUCUGGCUACUGAUUACCUCCGAUACAAACCCAUCAUCAUUCUACAAGGCACAGCUUUGGUCAUGACCUGGUUGAUGUUGUUGUAUGCCCAAGGACUACUGGCAAUGAAGUUUCUGGAAUUCUUCUAUGGAAUGGUAACUGCAUCAGAGGUGGCUUAUUACUCCUAUAUCUACUCUGUAGUGGACUCUAACGUGUACCAGAAAGUAACUGGAUACUGUCGUUGUGCCACUUUGGUUGGGUACACAGUGGGAUCAGUUAUUGGACAAAUCCUGGUCUCAUUUGCUGAGGUGUCCCUCUUCCACCUCAAUGUUAUUUCAUUAGUCUGUGUGGCAAUUGGUUUUAUUAUAUCAAUGUUUCUUCCAAUGCCACAGAAGAGCAUGUUCUUUCACAAAGUGAAAGGAGACCAUAGUGGAAUCGAGUUCAAAGAUGAUGGUGUAAAGUCAGAAGAAGAAGAAGAAUCAGCAUCAAUGAUGCCACUAAACUGUGCCCUUGAUAAUGCUGACAAUAUGCUAAAUGAACAUCUGGCAGAACCAAUGGAUAGCACCUCAGAUGCCAAUGAAACUACGAAUAAAAAGCCCUUCAAACGAAUAUGCAUUGUUCUUGCAAUGUUAUGGAAGACUUUUCUGCAGUGCUAUUCUUCUUGGCCACUGCUCUGCUGGUCAGCAUGGUGGGCAUUAUCGACUUGUGGCUAUUUUCAGAUAUUGAAUUACAUUCAAAUCUUGUGGGAGCGAAUACGUCCUUCCCAGAAUACCCAGAUUUACAAUGGAAUGGUGGAAGCAGCAUCUGCGCUUUUGGGUGCUGUGGCAGCAUUUGUUGUAGGUUAUGUAAAGAUAUCGUCCAUCUGGAGUGAAGUUUCACUCCUGGUCUUUUCUCAUGUUGUCGCUGUUUCAGUGUUUCUGAUGGACAUUGUCCAAAACAUCUGGGUGUGCUACGUCUGUUACAUUGUUUUCAGAAUUAUUUACAUGAUGCUUAUUACUGUAGCAACAUACAAGAUUGCUGCAAAUCUAAGUGUGGAGCUGUAUGCUUUGGUGUUUGGUGUAAAUACAUUUGUCGCCUUAGUUCUUCAGACUCUGUUGACCUUGAUUGUGGUGGAAUCUAGUCUCCUGAAUUUGGACAUAUUUGGACAGUUUCUGGCUUAUUCAGUUUACUUUGGUGCAAUUGCUGUGUUGUUCCUGAUCUUUGGUGUUUAUAACAUUGUGAAGAAAUGCAAAGAAAAGCUGAGACCACGUGAAAACGUCUCUGCUUGUUUGGACUGCAGGAACGAAGUGACACCAAAGACAUCUUGAGCAGGCAUGAUCAAAUCAUACAAUCCCCACAGCAUGGAAGCAGGCCAUUCAGCCUAUUGAGUCCACACCGAUCCUCCAAAGUGCAUUCCACCGAGACACUACACUCCCACCCACCUUUAUCCCUCUAACCCCAUAUUUCCCGUACCUAGCCUGCACAUCCCUGAACACUGGACUAUUUAGCAUGGCCAGUGCACUUAACCUGUACCUCUUUGGAAAUCAUGCUUGGCAUAAGAUUCACUAAAGACCACUUUUGCAAUGGGUAGUUUCAUAUAUGUGCAGUUAUGUUAUGUGAUUACAUUAUGGCUACAUUAACUGCAGUCAAACGAUUUGUUUAUUUUCGCACUAGAUCAUUAACCAGAGAAAAGCAAUAUACUGCAGACGCUGGUAAAUUUUUAAAAAAGGCUGGAUCAAACCCUAACAAAGACAGAAAUUGCUGGAAAAAAUUCAGCAGGUCUGGAAGCAUCUGUGGACAGAAAGCUGAGUUGAUGUUUCAGGUCAAGUAAUCCUUCUUCUGAACUGAUUGUAGUUAGUAAAAAUUGGCAUGUAUGCUGAAGAUUGGGUUGGGGGAAAGGGGAAGAAAUAAAUGAUUGAGGAGAAGGAGCCCAGAGAGAGGGAGAUACACAAAGGAAUAGGUGAUGGUCCGCUUAGGAGAAUCACCUGCUAAUGGGGACUAUUUCGUAGCUGACAAUGGAUUGGUUGUGGUAGCAGCUCAUGUGGUGACAAGGCCUGGUAUGUGGGGUAGGGGUAAGAUCGUGGAGAAGAUGUUCAGGCCCUAAAAUUAUUGACCUCCAUACUGUCCAGAAGAUGGUAGGGGCCCCCAAGGUAAAAUGAGGUACUGUUGUUCCAGAUUGUGCUGAGCUUCACUGGAGCACUGCACCAAGCCUGAGACAAUGAUGUUGGCCAGGGAACAUAGUGAUGUGUUGAAAUGGCAGGCAACCGGAAGCUCGGUCAUUUUUGCGGAUAGAACGUAGGUGUUCCACAAAAUGGUUACCCAGUCUGCGUUUCUUCUCCCCAACGUAGAAGAGAACACAUUGUGAGCAGUGAAUACAGUAGAUUAAAUUGAACAAAGUACAAGUAAGUCGCUGAUUCACCUGGAAGGUGUGUCUGGGUCCUUGGGAGGAAGUAAACGGCAGGGGUUGCACCUUCUGUGAUUUGAAUGGAAAGGUGCUGUGGUGAUGUGGGAAGUUCAGGAGUGGACCAAGGAGGCCCAGAGGGAACGGUUUCUGCGAAGCUAAUAAGAGGGCAAGUGAAUGUGUGUCUAGUGGUAGUAUCAGGCUAGCGGUGGCAGAAAUGGUGGCUAAUGAUCUUUUGGAUGCGGAUGCUGUUUGGGUGGUAAGUGAGGACUAGGGGACUGUAUUGCUCUUGUGGCAGGAAAGAGAGGGCGUGAGGGUAGAAGUGCAGGAGAUGGAUGGACAUGGCUGAAGGCCCUGUCAGCCAGGGGAAUUCUCGGUUUAGGAAGAAGGUGGAUAUUUCGGAGGCCCCCUUGUCAAAGUUGGCAUCAUUGGAACAGAUGUGAUGGAGAUGGAGGAACUAGGAAAAUGAAAUGAGUCUUUACAGGAAGCAGAGUGCAAAGAUGUAUCGUCAAGGUAGCUGUGGGAGUUGGAGUUUAUAACGGAUAUUGCUAGCCUAUCCCCAGAAAUGGGAACAGAUGUCAAAGAAGGGAAGGGAAGAGUCAGAUGGAUCAGGUGAAGGUGAGAGCAGAGUGGAAGUUGGAAAUGAAAUUGGAAAAGUAUAUCAUUCCGUGAAGAGGGAAGCAGCACUGAUGAUGUCAUCAAUAUACUGGAGAAGGAGUUGCAUGUGGGGCUAGAAUAGGACUGGAAAAAGGAUUGUUCCAUGUACCCAACAAAGAGACAGGCAUAACUGGUACCCAGGCCACAUGUUUGAUCUGAAGAAAGUUUACCGAGUUAAAGGAGAAGUUAUUCAAUGUGAGGACAAACCCAGCUGGGUGUAGGAGCAUGAUGGUAGAUGGGGACAGUUCAGGCUUUUUCUUUUCCCAGGAAGAAGCAGAGACCAGCCUGAUGGGGGAUGGACAUGGAGUGUUUGCACAUUCAUGGUAAGAAGGAGGUGGUUGGAGCCUGUGAACUGGAAAUUUUGAAACAGAUUUAAAGCAUCAGAAGAACUGCAGAUGCAAGUGGGAAGGGACUGGACAAGGGGAGAAAAAUUGGAGUUGUGGUAGGAAGAGAUGAGUUCUGUGGGGCAGGUGCAGGUAGACAUGGUGGGUCUGCCCAGACAGUCCUGUUAGUGGAUUUUGGGAAGGAGGUAGAAGCUGGCUGUAUUGUGUUGGGAUCUAUGAGCUUAGAGGCUUUUGGCAGGGAGUGGGGAGAUCACCAAGAUAAAAUGAGAUUAAUGACCAUUGUGGACAUAAUUGCCUGGUGUUCAAUUGUGGGGUCAUGGUCCAGGAGAAGAUAGGAGGAGAUAUGAGAGCUGGCGCUUAGCCUCCACAAUGCAGAGGUCAGUCCACCAGACAAUAAUAGGGCCACCGUAGUUGUCGGGCUUGAUUACAAAGUCAGGGUUAGAUCUGAGUGCACAGAGUGCUGUCAGUUCAGAAGGACAGAGGUUUGAAUAGGUAAGUUAGAUAGUGAGGCAGACGAAUUGAGGCAACCAAGGUCAUGUCGACAGUUCAUGAUGAACAGGUGGAGUGCUGGUAAACUGCUGGAGAAUCUUGGUGGUGGGUGAAGGGGUCUGUGAUACUCUUGUGCGUAGAAAUGGGCAUGGAGGCAAAGGCAACAGAAGGACAGUUCAGUGUCAUGUUGUACCUGAAAUUCAUUGUGGAAUGCAGAGGAAUAAAACUUAAGACCUUUGCUAAGUACAGCAUUCUUUCAUCAUUUAUGGGAUGAGGGUGUUGCUGCAAUGCAGCAUUUAUUGCCCAUCCCUAAUUGCCCAGAGGGCAGUUAGGAGUCAGCCGCAUUGCUGUGGGUCCGGAGUCACGUAGGCCAGACCAGGUAAGGAUGGCAGUUUCCUUCCCUAAAGGACAUUUGUGAACCAGAUGGGUUUUUCUGACAAUCGACAAUGGAUUCACAGUCACCCUUAGAGUCUUAAUUCCAGAUAUUUAUUGAAUUCAAAUUCAAUCAUCUGCCGUGGCGUGAUUCGAACAGAGAGCAGAGUGUCAGAAUGGAUAGCAAAUACAUGCCAGGAGGUGGGAUUGGGAGAAACACAAGUCUGGCAGCAUCAAUAGAGAGAGAAAAACAGUUAACCUGUUGAGUGCAAUAACUUCAUAUCUGAAGAAAAAAUAUUGGUCUCAAUUUUAACUCUGUUUCUCUUUUCAUUGAUGCUAACAGACCCAUUAAAUUUGUGCAGUAUUUUUUUGUUUUAUUAUCACUUAACCAGAGCUUUCAUUGGAAUUGUUGAUGUAUGUCAACUCUAAUUUCACCAGAAUUACAGCAGACAGUCUGUUUCUGUCAAGCAGGGCCUCUGUUGAAAUUGGAAGUUUUGAUGAUAGAGCAAAGGCUGUUUGUUUCCCUUGUGUCUCUGGAUAAAUUAAAAUCCAGGCUGUAGACAUCUGUGGAAUCUUCAUACUAAUUUUUCUGAUAAUUUGCCCAGAUUUAGGUACCCUCGCCUCCUCUGCUAAAUUGGAUACUAAAUCUGAGUACUAUUGUCUGAGGCCAACCGAUGAUUUCUUCUUCCAUUCCACCUCUCCAUAAAUUGUGAUCCCUCAUUAAUGUUCUUGUCAUAUUUCAAUUUGUCCUCACCAAACUUGAUUUUUCUCGAAAGACAAAUGUUAAAAGGAUCGCAUGCAUUUCAUGCCUUGUGUACUUAGAAGCCAAUAUGUGGCCAUUUCAAAAGUUACAAUCAUAAGGAUUAAAAAAAUUGCUAUUCUCUGCACUAUUUCAAUUAUGUGCAUCAGUACACUGAGACUGGAUCCAAUAUGAUUGUAAAAAAACAGUGGAGGGAAGAAGUAUUAUAUUGAAGAACUCUGGCUAUAACCUAAAUAUUGAACUGCACUGAAGUUUUCACUUCAACUGGUGAGUGCAACUAUUUAUAGCUACCAGCAUCUUAAUAAUGGAUAGAAAAUUUGUAUUAUUCUUUUAACAUGUCAAUAGAUAGAAAAUGUGCUUUGAUAUUUUGAGAACCAAUAUAUACCUGUGGUAUGGAUAUAUAGUGGAACUAAAAUGCUUGUUCAAUAAAGAAUGACAACUACAAAAUUGAAUUACAUAAGAUUACCAUAUCGGUAGCUUUUAAUUUUCUUGAUGGUACAACAAUCUGCCUGGCUGUAAUAGUACAGUAAAACAGGCAAGUCCCAGUGGAGAGACUUAAACAUGGAGGAUUUGCAAGGAGUUUUCUUUUUGUAAAAGAAGGGAAUGGGGUAUUGGGAUUAAUUUCAUAGCUCUUUGAAAGAGCUGUACGAUACUUGAACUUAACUGCAGUGACAGCACAAAAACCUUAAAAUAAAUAACACUAGCUAUUGAAGUGAAAUGAAGUAUUUUUGUCUCACUUAGCCUCUUUUGUUAGUCUUACAAGUUAGUUUUGGGUGCUGUUAGAAAACAUUAUUGUGAUUUUAAUGCCAUGUAUAAUUCAAUUAACCUGAUGUGUAUGAUGUACCAAGUACAGAUAUUAGUGCACAUGAUGAAAAUAUGUCUUAUGAUGAAGUGAUUGUAUACGAGACUUGAAGAGUUGUGACACUGUCUCUCCAUUCUUAAAGUUGCUGUUUAUUGUUUAUGCCACUAAGUAUAAAUAUUUGUGCGAAUGUACACUUUGCCAAAUAGCUGGUUUUGAAACAUGAAAAUUCAGCAGAGUGCUGAUGUUGUGCACCUUUUUAUUAAUAAUAAUAAUAAUAAUAUUUGGAAUGAGUUGUCUGUCUUUCAGAAGUACAUUUCUUUUUAGAUUGAUUUGUGGAAGGAAAAUUUAGAAAUGGGAGAAGACAAGAGUUUGACCUAUUUUUGAUUAUUUAUUAAUUAAACUUAAAAUUGUUGAGCAGCGAGCUAUUUUGAGCAAUCAAUGGAAAUCUGAAGGAGCAAUUCCUCACAUUUUCCCAAUAAAACUAAUCUAAGUAGUGGCAAAAUCAAUGAAGGAAGUAUAAUGUAAGAUUAAAGCUCAGUAAUAUUCACUAUCUCAAACAGACCAUUAGGUCAUCAUAUCACAUACACGCAGCAGUUUUAUGGUCUUGGAUCUUUCUGCCAUUUUGCUUGUGGAAAUAAAGUAACAUGCUUUGUUUUCUUGAUUGGUCUUAAAUGUCAUUGUUGGAAUGGCAUUUAUUACAUGGCCAGGAAAGAUGUAAUUUGCCAAUAUUUAACAGGUGCCUAGUUCGCACUCGAAUUCAGUCAAGUAGGUAUUGGACAGAUAUCUAAUUUAUAUUCAUGUCAGAUCUGCAAUCUCAUUCCAAGUCAGAAUUAUCAGAAAAUUCAGCUGAUGUACCAGUAAUCAAAAUAAAAUCUUGUUGCAUAGUAACUGUCUCAAAUAUUCACGCAACAUUAUCGAUGAGAGCUCAUUUUGCAAUAUUUGUAAUUCAAAAAAGAAUAGAGACCUUCACUAGAUCAGGACAAAAUAAGAUUAUUUGGCACAAUGAGAAAUCCUUUAAAGGAUAAGCAGAUUCUGUCCUUCUCCAUGAGGAAAUGAAAAACUCUCUCUCUCUCUCUCUCCCAAAUUUGUAUGCACCCAUAUAUUAUGGACAGAGAAAUAAAACUUUAAAUAUCAUUCUGAAAGCUGAUUUAAAAGAAGCACCAUAUUGAUUUAAGAGACUAAUAACCCUCACCCUGGAGUUGGCACGGUGAAUCAGCGGUUAGCACUGCUGCCUCACGGCACCAGGAACCCAGGUUCAAUUCCACCCUCGGAUGGCUGUCUGUGUGGAG
Molecule: messenger RNA, 7354 nt
Organism: Rhincodon typus (whale shark)
Lineage: Eukaryota; Metazoa; Chordata; Chondrichthyes; Orectolobiformes; Rhincodontidae
Product: thiamine transporter 1
Exons: 6
Coding region: 87-1568 (493 amino acids)
Biological process (GO): vitamin transport; transmembrane transport
Cellular component (GO): plasma membrane
Molecular function (GO): vitamin transmembrane transporter activity
Source: RefSeq, a predicted model, not a curated record